AUGAUUGUGUUGGACAUCUUCCGAGUGCCGCAUGUACCGGCACACGUGAACAACGCAACCCCGGAUCCAGAAUUGGAUUCAUUCUUGGCCAAAAUAAGGAAGCCAAGAGACCCAGAUCUGCGACGAGAAUUAGAGAUGGACUAUCAAGUCAAGAGCAGAAGAAUUUUUGUUCCUAGGCAAGAAGAGAGACCAGAUGCUCCAGAUGAGGAGGACUUGGUUCGGCUGGACCGUUUUGAUACGAAGAUAUUCCUUGAAUUUCUGAACGGCUACUGCUUCUUCACUAUUCUUCAAGCCCAUAUUGCGAACGUCUUCCCUCUACAAUGUGCUCUUGCUGUCCAAGCCCAGCGAGGGGGUCUGCCGUCUGACGCACAGCGAGUCAACAACUGCGAAGGGAGAAACGAUUUGAUGAAAAAGAAGACAGCCGACCCGACCCUUUUAUCUUUUACACCUUAG
Darwinula stevensoni is the source of this 453-nucleotide messenger RNA. Lineage: Eukaryota; Metazoa; Arthropoda; Ostracoda; Podocopida; Darwinulidae. The record is from the annotation of a GenBank genome assembly.